Molecule: messenger RNA, 2785 nt
Organism: Xenopus tropicalis (tropical clawed frog)
Lineage: Eukaryota; Metazoa; Chordata; Amphibia; Anura; Pipidae
Gene: ptpn18
Product: protein tyrosine phosphatase, non-receptor type 18 (brain-derived)
Exons: 13
Coding region: 98-1555 (485 amino acids)
Cellular component (GO): cytoplasm
Molecular function (GO): protein tyrosine phosphatase activity; protein tyrosine/serine/threonine phosphatase activity; non-membrane spanning protein tyrosine phosphatase activity
Source: RefSeq, a predicted model, not a curated record
UACAGCGAUUCGGCUUCUCAUGUCUCUCCCCCCGGGGAGCUCUGGCACAGGUAGCUGAGACCGCCGCCCCCUUGCCCACCCCUUGCCCACCGUCGCCAUGAGCCAAGCGGCCAAUAACCUGAGGGGCUUCCUCGCCAGGGUGCAGUCUCUCAAGCGCAGGGGGGAGGAGGACGCUCUCGGGCUGGAAUUCCAGGAGAUCAGGGCACAAGCGGGCGCUUUCCACAAGGAGAGCGACUUUACCACAGAGGUCGGAGGGAGUCCAGAGAACCUGAAAAAGAACCGCUACAAAGACAUCCUGCCAUACGACCAAACCCGCGUGCCAGUCACUUUCCUGUCUGAGGAAGAAGGUUCCGAUUAUAUCAAUGCCAGCUUCAUUAAGGGCACGGAUCCGGGCCGCGGUUACAUUGCCACCCAGGGGCCCCUCCCGCACACCAUACAGGAUUUCUGGAGGAUGGUCUGGCAGUACCAGGUGAAGGUCAUUGUGAUGGCGUGCAGGGAGGUGGAGCAUGGAAAGAGAAAGUGUGAGCGAUACUGGCCCCUGGAUGAUGCCACCACGCCGGCCCAGUUUGGCCCAUUCACCAUCAGCAAGCUGGAGAAGAACAGAGUCAAUGCCGAGGUCAUCUACCGAAAACUCAGGGUCACCUUCAGGGAGGAGUCGCGGGACAUCAGCCACUUUCAGUACGUGGCGUGGCCGGACCGUGGGAUCCCCGACUCCUACUCCUGUUUCCUGGAGAUGAUCCAGCUUGUGCCCCAGUACCAGCGAGAGAGCCGCGUGCCCCUGUGUGUGCAUUGCAGUGCGGGCUGCGGCAGAACUGGGGUAAUCUGUAUGGUGGAGUAUAUCCAGAGCCUCCUGCAGCGGCAGAGGGUCCCGGCUGAUUUCAGUAUAUUCAAUGCCGUGCUGCAAAUGAGGCGCCAGAGACCCUCUGCGGUCCAGACCCAGGAGCAGUAUGAGUUUCUGUACCACGCAGUCACAGAGAUGUUCGACAAGGAGCUGCAGACCAGCCGUUGCUAUGAGAAUCUGAAGGAGGAUAAAUCUCCUCUGUACGACGAUGCCACAUCAGUACUGAGCGCCCUCCGGCAACUGCCCCCCCAGAGGAAGAAGCCCCCGGCACGACUGCCUAUCGGUGCCGAGUACCCACCCCUGUGUGCCCCAGAGCAGAGGCCGGGGCAGAUGCCCGCCAUGAGUGCCAAUGAAACUUACGCUGUUGUACAGAAGAAGAGGCCAGUGGCGCCAGAGACACGCCCACAGACAGUGCAGUAUGAUAAUGUGCCCACUCACGUGCCCACUCACGUGCCCACCCCGGCACCUCUGGACCAGCUGUACAGCACUGUCACGCACAAAGGCAACCGGGCAAGCUCUGCCAACGCAAUCUCCUCCAACUACACCCUGGCCGGUGCCCCUGGCCCCGCGGAAACUGCCUCCGUCACGUAUGCCCAGGUGCCCAUGCCCAGCAGGACAGGUAACAGGAGCGUCAGAAGCAGGACGAAAGCCCUAAGGGUCUUCCCGGGUUUGGUGGGCACCUUGUGCUGCUUUAUGCCAGGGAAUCUAGACUGAGGGUCCUGCCGGGUUGGCACCUUGUGCUGCUUUAUGCCAGGGAAUCUAGACUGAGGGUCCUGCCGGGUUGGCACCUUGUGCUGCUUUAUGCCAGGGAAUCUAGUCUGAGGGUCCUGCCGGGUUGGCACCUUGUGCUGCUUUAUGCCAGGGAAUCUAGACUGAGGGUCCUGCCGGGUUGGCACCUUGUGCUGCUUUAUGCCAGGGAAUCUAGACUGAGGGUUCUGCCGGGUUGGCACCUUGUGCUGCUUUAUGCCAGGGAAUCUAGACUGAGGGUUCUGCCGGGUUGGCACCUUGUGCUGCUUUAUGCCAGGGAAUCUAGACUGAGGGUCCUGCCGGGUUGGCACCUUGUGCUGCUUUAUGCCAGGGAAUCUAGACUGAGGGUUCUGCCGGGUUGGCACCUUGUGCUGCUUUAUGCCAGGGAAUCUAGACUGAGGGUUCUGCCGGGUUGGCACCUUGUGCUGCUUUAUGCCAGGGAAUCUAGACUGAGGGUCCUGCCGGGUUGGCACCUUGUGCUGCUUUAUGCCAGGGAAUCUAGACUGAGGGUUCUGGGGGGAGGUUGAGUGAGAGGUGGGAGCAGCGGAUCAGGGGGGCACUAAAUUAGCCAUAGGCUGGUAACCUACCCCCGUGGGGUUCUCCCCCUGGCAUCAAGGGACUUCUGCUUCCCCUGAUGCCAAGUCUAGUGCCAGGGCUCAACCCAAGAAGCUAGCAGCCUGGGCAGUGCAACCUAUUGGAUGGUGCCAACGGCCCCUCGGCCCACUUACUCCUAGCGGGGGGGGUAGAGUUAGGGACACAGUUGUGGGGCAGAGGGGCAGUAGGGAAGGGGCAGAAGCAGCAGUGCCACCUGUGUGCAUUGUGUGUCCUGUUAGUGUUGUGUGUUUCCUGUCCUGGCACUGCCCACUGGCAUCUCCCUUAUUUACCCUGCUCUCCCCUGCCCGCCCUGCUGCCAUGUUCCCUUCCCCACCCACCAUCCUGGCACUACCCGCCCACCCACCAUCCUGGCACUACCCGCCCACCAUCCUGGCACUACCCGCCCACCAUCCUGGCACUACCCACCCACCAUCCUGGCACUACCCACCCACCAUCCUGGCACUACCCACCCACCCACCAUCCUGGCACUACCCGCCCACCAUCCUGGCACUGUGCCCCCCUUACCCCACGUCUGUCCUGUCUCAGUGUCUCGUGCUGUUCAUGUUCCCGUCAUGUCAAUAAACUGCUCUGUGUCCCACUGUC